AUGCUUCUAUAUCGCUUGGGCAGUGAUAUACGGGCACAAGGGGGAUUAUCAUUUUAUGGAGGAGCAUCAGACGUACAUGAUGAUAUGCUGGGAAUCGGUCAGUAUGAAGAUUUCCAUACUAUUGAUUGGCAACGUGAUAUUGCCAGAGAUCGAAUGCGACACAGGUAUAUAGUUAAGAAGAGACAAGAUUCGUUAUUGGAUUUACUAAAGGGUGCCCACGAUGCUUGGUCUGGCUGGCUGUGCGUGUUAUUUGUGGGUAUUGCGGCGGGUUGUGUUGCUGGCAUGGUUGAUAUUGGCGCAAGUUGGAUGUCAGAUUUAAAACAUGGCAUCUGCCCGCAAGCGUUUUGGUUUAAUCGAGAGCAAUGUUGUUGGCCAACAAAACAAUCAGUCUUCGAAGAGGGGAAUUGCUCAACGUGGAAAACAUGGCCUGAAAUAUUUGGCUUUAGUCGAAAUGGCACUGGUCCCUAUAUCAUCUCAUACAUAUGGUAUAUAUUGUGGGCGUUACUCUUUGCCGCUCUGAGUGCAUCGUUGGUACGCAUGUUUGCGCCAUAUGCUUGUGGUUCCGGUAUACCAGAAAUUAAAACAAUACUCUCAGGAUUUAUAAUACGUGGAUAUUUGGGCAAAUGGACUUUGUUAAUAAAAUCUGUUGGUCUGAUGUUAUCAGUAUCUGCUGGUUUAACAUUAGGAAAAGAAGGACCAAUGGUGCAUAUUGCUAGUUGUAUCGGAAAUAUUUUUUCACAUGUUUUUCCAAAGUAUGGACGCAAUGAAGCAAAGAAACGUGAAAUUCUUUCAGCUGCAGCAGCGGCAGGUGUAUCUGUAGCUUUUGGUGCACCAAUCGGUGGUGUUCUCUUUUCACUUGAAGAAGUUUCAUAUUAUUUUCCUUUAAAAACAUUAUGGCGUUCAUUUUUCUGUGCGCUGAUUGCUGCAUUUGUAUUACGAUCUGUAACACCAUUCGGUAAUGAACAUUCAGCAUUGUUCUUUUUGGAAUACAACGCACCAUGGAUAUUUUUCGAGCUUAUACCUUUUGUAUUUUUGGGCAUUAUGGGAGGUGUCAUUGGCACGGUAUUUAUUAAAGGGAAUUUAUGGUGGUGUCGUUAUAGAAAGUUUAGCAAAUUGGGUCAAUAUCCAGUAGUAGAAGUACUCGUCGUUACUUUGGUCACUGCAAUUGUCUGCUUUCCGAAUCCAUUUACACGCAUGAAUAUGAAUGAACUAAUCGAUUUACUUUUUAAUCAAUGCUCGCCUGGGGACACAAUUAAUCCACUGUGCGAUUACACGCGGAAAAACAUCACAAUUGGCGCUUCAUCAAUGAUUGAGGUUACAGUGCCUGGUCCCGGAGUAUACAGUGCAAUAUGGCUGCUUAUCUUCACAUUCUUUUUAAAGUUAGCAUUAACAGUUUUCACAUUUGGCAUGAAGGUACCCGCAGGUUUAUUUGUGCCAUCUUUAUUGUUAGGCUCAAUCAUGGGUAGAAUCGUUGGUAUCGGUGUGGAGCAAUUUGCGUACAGCUAUCCAAAUAUUUGGUUCUUAGCUGGCGAAUGCUCCAGUGGUAAUAAUUUAAUUACUCCUGGUUUGUAUGCAAUGGUGGGCGCUGCAGCUGUUUUGGGUGGGGUAACGCGUAUGACAGUUUCGCUAGUAGUUAUAAUGUUUGAGCUUACUGGUGGUGUUGGCUAUAUCGUACCAUUAAUGGCAGCUGCUAUGGCUUCGAAAUGGGUAGGAGAUGCACUUGGCAGGCAGGGUAUAUAUGAUGCUCACAUUGCACUAAAUGGGUAUCCAUUUUUGGAUAGCAAAGAGGAGUUUGCUCAUACAACACUCGCUGCAGAUGUAAUGCAGCCUAAACGAAAUGAAACAUUAAAUGUCAUAACGCAGGACUCAAUGACUGUUGAUGACGUUGAAAAUUUACUAAAAGAAACUGAACAUAAUGGGUAUCCUGUUGUGGUAUCGAAAGAAAAUCAAUACUUAGUAGGAUUUGUUUUAAGAAGAGAUCUCAAUUUAGCAAUUGCAAAUGCCAAACGACUUAUUGAGGGUCUUAAUGGCUCAUCAGUAGUACUAUUCACAUCCACUAUGCCAACACAAAAUCUUGGACCACCUGCUUUGAAAUUAAAGAAAAUUCUCGAUAUGGCACCAAUUACCGUUACGGAUCAAACGCCAAUGGAAACAGUUGUCGAUAUGUUCCGUAAAUUAGGUUUACGACAAACAUUAGUAACACAUAAUGGACGUCUCUUGGGUGUUAUCACGAAAAAGGAUGUACUGCGGCAUGUGAAAAAAAUGGAUGAUGAAGACCCUAACACGGUUUUGUUUAAUUAA
Teleopsis dalmanni is the source of this 2301-nucleotide messenger RNA. Its product is annotated as H(+)/Cl(-) exchange transporter 5-like. The record is from RefSeq and is a predicted model, not a curated record. Gene Ontology annotation, molecular function: voltage-gated chloride channel activity. The coding region runs from base 1 to 2301 and encodes 766 amino acids. Gene Ontology annotation, biological process: transmembrane transport; chloride transport. The transcript is spliced from 12 exons. NCBI's taxonomy places the organism in Eukaryota, Metazoa, Arthropoda, Insecta, Diptera, Diopsidae. Gene Ontology annotation, cellular component: Golgi apparatus; early endosome; synaptic vesicle.